AAGUAGAGCAGAUUUCAGCGGAACGGAGCAAAGCAGAAUAGGUCAAAAGAACAGGGCAUAAGUCCCUUUUGAGGGUUGUUUCACAAAUUAACCAAGAUACGAACUCCUCAUCUAACCCACACCCAAUUUGUUCUAUCCUUCCUUUCCACUUCGACACAACCAAAGUGAACCCAAUAAACCCCAUCAAAACUCCCUCUGUUAAUACACUUUUCAUGCAGUUGGGAAGAGCUCUGUUCUCAUAAAUACCCAUUUCUCCUUGUUUUUCUGCCCCCUCAUUCCUCCUGCAAUCACAUUGGCUUUUCGAUUAAUAAUUGCUUUUACUAGAGCAAGUAGAUUGAAAAUGUCAGCCUCCACAGCAUCAGGGUUGCAAAUGGCUGCAGUUAGGCCAUGUGUGUCUUCCCCUCGCCGUGUUUUUGGUGCCACUGCCGCAUUUUGUAUUGCUGGUUUCAGCCGAGCUUCUUGGGCUAAGCUCACAAGUGCUUGUCAUAUAUCAUCUGUACAGUCUUUCCAGCGCAACCUUUCAUCGGCGUCCUCCUUGAAAUCCAACAAGGGUGUUAUCAAGGCGAUGGCAGAAUCUAGUAACAAUUCUGCAGGAGGAUUGCCUAUUAACUUAAAAGGUAAGAGGGCAUUUAUUGCCGGUGUAGCUGAUGAUAAUGGGUAUGGUUGGGCAAUUGCAAAAUCUUUGGCUGCUGCUGGUGCUGAGAUUCUUGUUGGAACUUGGGUCCCUGCACUGAAUAUAUUUGAAACUAGUCUAAGGCGUGGAAAAUUUGAUGAAUCGCGAGUGUUGCCUGAUGGUUCAUUGAUGGAGAUCACCAAAGUAUAUCCUCUAGAUGCAGUUUUUGACAGUCCUGAAGAUGUACCUGAAGAUGUAAAAAGCAACAAGCGUUAUGCAGGAUCUAGCAAUUGGACUGUGAAGGAAGUUGUUGAAACAGUGAAGCAGGAUUUUGGUAGCAUUGACAUCCUCGUGCAUUCACUUGCCAAUGGACCUGAGGUCACUAAACCUCUUUUAGAAACAUCAAGAAAUGGAUACCUGGCAGCAAUUUCUGCUUCAAGUUACUCUUAUGUUUCGCUGCUCAAGCAUUUCCUUCCUAUAAUGAACCCAGGUGGUUCCUCUCUAUCACUCACAUACAUUGCUUCUGAGAGGAUCAUUCCCGGGACCUCUUCUUAUUUCUUGCACAUUUAUGGUGGAGGCAUGAGUUCAGCAAAAGCUGCAUUAGAGAGUGACACAAAGGUGAUGGCAUUUGAAGCCGGGAGGAAACGCAGGAUUAGAGUGAACACAAUAUCAGCUGGUCCACUUCGGAGUCGUGCUGCAAAGGCUAUUGGUUUUAUCGAUAUGAUGAUAGAGUAUUCCAUAGCUAAUGCUCCAUUGCAAAAGGAAUUGUCUGCUGAGGAAGUUGGAAACACUGCUGCUUUCUUGGCGUCACCUUUGGCGUCUGCUAUUACGGGUGCUGUUGUCUAUGUAGACAAUGGUCUGAAUGCAAUGGGGGUGGGUGUAGAUAGUCCCAUUUUCGCAAAUCUUGACAUUCCGAAAGACCAGCAUUGAAUUGGUGGUUAGCGACCACCCAUAUUUUGUGUUACGAUAGUCGAAAUCUUCAUUCAAUAGUUUGUGAGUUAAGUAUUGAUAAUCCGGGUAGGAUGCUUAUUGUAUUGCAUCUCACAUUCUUGCAAUUGUCAUCUAUAUAUGAAUUCUUGUUGCAGGCCGAGGUAUUUCCUAUCUCGUGUUCUCAAAAAAGCUUUAUUUUAUUUUGAAAAUUUCUGCACAUGCGAUCAUAUGUCCUCCUUAGAUCUCAAGUUCAUGCACUAAUACAACCGAUUAUACCUUGCUCCAAUUCUACCUAGUCUGGCUAGCAAGGUACAAUUGGUUGUAAAGUUUAUUCAUUUGGCUUAAAUAAAGGCAUGCUAUUGUACUUGUAUAUAUUCAGUGAUGUUAAUGUAAGUCAAUUGAGGAAACUAUUCUAUUAUAAUCCUCCAUGCCUCUUUACUCCAUUAAUGUUGUUAAUUACUAUCUUUCUCAAUGUCGACGCCUCCAUUGCCCCUUAUUUUUGGUUUACUCCUAAAUAACUGGAUAUAAUAAACCUUUUUUUUUGGUGAAAAAGUGGGACAAAGUCCUAAAAACAAAGCAAAUAUAUGAA
Molecule: messenger RNA, 2132 nt
Organism: Chenopodium quinoa (quinoa)
Lineage: Eukaryota; Viridiplantae; Streptophyta; Magnoliopsida; Caryophyllales; Amaranthaceae
Product: enoyl-[acyl-carrier-protein] reductase [NADH] 1, chloroplastic-like
Exons: 13
Coding region: 341-1543 (400 amino acids)
Biological process (GO): fatty acid biosynthetic process
Molecular function (GO): enoyl-[acyl-carrier-protein] reductase (NADH) activity
Source: RefSeq, a predicted model, not a curated record